Molecule: messenger RNA, 4773 nt
Organism: Linepithema humile (Argentine ant)
Lineage: Eukaryota; Metazoa; Arthropoda; Insecta; Hymenoptera; Formicidae
Gene: Usp7
Product: Ubiquitin-specific protease 7
Biological process (GO): protein deubiquitination; regulation of protein stability
Cellular component (GO): nucleus; cytosol
Molecular function (GO): protein binding; cysteine-type deubiquitinase activity
Source: RefSeq, a predicted model, not a curated record
AAGCACGGUAUUUGGGACUCGCGCGGAACCCUAUUCUCGCUAAUACACACGAGGGUGGAAUAUAUGCUGUGGGCGUCCCCCGUGUGAGUGGGGGCACUUGAUGGCCGCAGAAAUUGGGCGAACUGCGAGCAAACAUCUAUCGUCGGAGUGUGGUAAAGCGACGUCGCUCUCGAGUCCCGGUGGCGACGUGGGUUUCGAUAAUAGCCGGGUGAUCGUGGACACGGAACAGGAACAGCGGCAGUUACCGCAACACCCGCAUCAGCAGCAGCAACGGCAGUCACCGCCGCCGUCGCAGCAGCCGCAACAGCAGCAGCAGCCGCAGCAGCAGCAGCAGCAGCAACAGCAACAGCAACAGCAACAACAUCCGCAGCAAGAACGAACAUCCUCGGCCACGGUGCAGAUUAAGAAGACACUCGCUAAGACGACGACGACGACGACUCCCUCUUGCCGGAAUCGCGCAGCGAUCGCGACCGCGCAACAACCAACAGUGGCGGGCAACAACCAACAACAGCCGCAACAGCAGGCACCAAUUAACGCGGACGACAACGUAACCUCGACGGCGGAGGCCGUCACCGAGGUACCCGGCGCCAUCAAAACGACCAUCAACAUCGGCUUUGCGAUGAACCACGUAAACGACCAGGAGAACCUCAAGCAGCUCAGCCUCGCACCCGUUCAAGUUAACGAGGUCGAGGAGAUGGACACACAGGAGGAAACUCCAAAUGAUGGUGGGGGAGACGGAACUGAUAAUCGUCCUAUGAAUGGUGAACCUGAAUUAGCGUGUAUAGUCCAAGAUCAAGAAAUGGAGGAAGAUGAAGCCAGAUCAGAAGCUACUUUUCGAUAUACUGUGGAAAAUAUAUCCAAGAUGAAGGAUUCUCAACUUUCCCCCGCCUGUUAUGUCCGCAAUCUACCAUGGAAAAUAAUGGUGAUGCCACGAUCAAGUCAGACGCAGGAAAGACAGCCUCAAAGAUCCCUUGGAUUUUUCCUUCAGUGUAACGGAGAGAGUGAAUCUACAUCCUGGAGUUGUUAUGCUGUUGCUGAGCUACGUCUUCUUUCUUGUAAAGAAGGACAGGAACCAUUUAGCAGAAAAAUACAACAUCUCUUCUACAGUAAAGAGAAUGACUGGGGUUUUAGUCAUUUUAUGACAUGGCAAGAUGUUCUGGAUCCUGAUAGAGGUUACAUAAAAGAUGAUUCAAUUACUCUUGAGGUUCAUGUAGUUGCUGACGCACCACAUGGAGUCAGUUGGGACAGUAAAAAACAUACAGGAUAUGUAGGCUUGAAGAAUCAAGGUGCUACAUGCUACAUGAAUUCUUUACUGCAAACUUUGUACUUUACAAAUCAGUUGCGAAAAGCGGUAUAUAAAAUGCCAACAGAAAGUGACGAUUCAAGUAAGAGUGUGGCACUGGCCUUGCAGAGGGUCUUUCAUGAGUUACAAUUUUCUGACAAACCUGUCGGUACAAAAAAGCUAACUAAAAGCUUUGGAUGGGAGACGUUGGAUUCUUUCAUGCAGCAUGAUGUGCAAGAAUUUUUACGUGUGCUAUUGGACAAGCUGGAAAGCAAAAUGAAAGGAACUUGCGUGGAAGGUACAGUGCCAAAAUUAUUUGAGGGAAAAAUGGUCUCCUUUAUCAAGUGUAAAAACAUAGACUACAAAUCCACGAGAGUUGAAACAUUUUAUGACAUACAAUUAAAUAUAAAGGGCAAAAAGAACAUUUAUGAGUCUUUUAGCGAUUAUGUGAGUACAGAGAGUCUCGACGGCGAUAAUAAAUAUGACGCGGGCGAGCACGGGUUACAAGAAGCAGAGAAAGGUGUUAUCUUUUCAUCAUUUCCACCGGUUUUACACUUACAUCUAAUGCGAUUUCAAUACGACCCAGUUACAGACUGUUCAGUCAAGUUUAACGACAGGUUUGAAUUUUAUGAAAAAAUUAGUCUCGGUAAAUAUCUGCAAAACAAAGAGGCAACCAGUGCAGAUUACACAUUACACGCAGUUCUGGUCCAUAGUGGCGACAAUCAUGGUGGACACUAUGUUGUAUUUAUUAAUCCCGCUGGUGAUGGAAAAUGGUGCAAGUUCGACGAUGAUGUUGUUUCGCGAUGUACAAAGCAGGAAGCGAUUGAACACAACUAUGGUGGUCAAGACGAGGAUAUGUCUAUGGCUGUGAAACAUUGCACCAACGCUUAUAUGCUGGUUUACAUAAGGAAUUCAGAGCUGGAAAACGUCUUGCAAGAGGUCAAGGAAGAGGAUAUACCUCAAGAGCUGGUGGAGAGGCUGCAAGAGGAGAAGAGGCUGGAACAAAUAAGAAGAAAGGAGAGAACGGAAGCAUACUUGUACAUGACCGUUAAUGUCCUUCUCGAGGAUAGCUUUGACGGUCACCAAGGGAAUGAUCUCUACGACCCAGAGCACGCUUUAUAUCGUGUAUUUCGCGUACGUAAGCAGGGCACGGUGCACGAUUUUCUCGAGCUGCUGAGCGAUAGUCUGAAAUAUCCCAUAGAACAGAUACGUAUUUGGCCAUUCAGUCAACGUUCAAAUCAGACCUGCAGACCUACAUUGAUCGAACCAGACGCUGAUCUUCAGAAGCCCAUUAUCGACUGCGCUGAAAAUCACAAUCCGUGGAAUGUCUUCGUCGAAUUGGUUCCCCCGGAUUCUGACAUGACGGCGUUACCGCCUUUCGACAAAGACACAGAUGUAUUGUUGUUUUUCAAGCUGUACGAUCCCAAAAACAAGAAGAUUCAUUACUGCGGUCAUCAUUACAUGCCCGUUGUGGCCAAAGUCCAGGAAUUGAUACCAAUUCUAAACGAACGAGCGGGAUUUCCAUCAGACACAGAACUUGCUUUGUACGAGGAAAUUAAACCAAAUCUAGUUGAAAAGAUAGACAACUUAACGGAGCCGUUGGAAAAAGUUUUGGAAGAAUUAAUGGAUGGCGACAUUAUUGUAUUUCAGAAGGAAGGAGAUAAUGACAUUUAUGAACUUCCAACAUGUCGGGAGUAUUUCAAGGAUUUGUUCUAUAGGGUAGAAGUAACGUUUUGUGAUAAAACAAUUCCUAACGACCCAGGUUUUACCAUGGAACUUUCAUUAAGAAUGACGUACGAUCAAAUGGCGAAGGCUGUUGCGCAGCGAGUCGGCACAGAUCCGUAUCUUUUACAAUUCUUUAAAUGUCAAAAUUACAAAGACUCUCCUGGCCAUCCUUUAAAGUGUACAUUCGAAGGCACUCUCAAAGAACUAGUUUCGUAUUGCAAGACGAAAGUAAAGAAAUUAUUUUAUCAACAGCUCAGUAUUCGAGUGAACGAGCUAGAAAACAAGAAACAAUUCAAGUGCAUAUGGGUGGGCCCGUCGCUUAAGGAGGAGAAAGAGAUUAUCCUCUAUCCAAAUAAGAACGGCACCGUUGCCAAUUUACUCGAGGAGGCUAAGAAGCAAGUGGAGUUGUCGGAAAACGGAUCGGGAAAGCUGAGGAUAUUAGAAAUAAAUUGCAACAAGCUGUUGCCCGGCCCGAGUGAGGAUGUACCUUUAGAUAACCUAAACACGUCAGGCACCAAAUUGUACAGGAUAGAAGAGAUUCCGAAUGACGAAAUAAAUCUAGUAGAGGGCGAAAUGCUGGUUCCUGUUGCGCAUUUCCACAAAGAUGUUUUCUCUACGUUCGGCAUACCUUUCUUCUUCAAGAUCAAGCACGGCGAACCUUUCCCCAAAAUGAAGGACAGAUUGUUAAAGAAGCUGGGAGUGCAGGAGAAAGAAUUCGAAAAGUUUAAGUUCGCGGUGGUGACGAUGGGCAAGCCACAGUUUAUUAUCGACUCGCCGGACUAUUGUAUCAAAAUCGACGAUUUCCUUCCUAGAUACACUAGUCAGAUUUAUCCACUUUUAAACGCAGGCACAUCGCCACACAGGCCUUGGCUUGGCCUGGAACACGUCAACAAAGCGCCAAAGCGCUCUCGUAUCAACUACCUCGAAAAGGCCAUUAAGAUUUACAAUUAAAUUUCCACCACACCAAGAAGAAAUUAAAUUAGGCAGCCACUCAUAAUAAUUUAUACAACUCUGUAUAGUAAGAGAAUGACGUUCUGAUGUACUAAAGAUCGGAAAACUGCGUUUAUAUAUAUAUAUAUAUAUUCAUUUCUCCAGCCAGAUUAAAUGCGCGAUUUUAAUACAAGCGAAAAACGAUAUCGACAAGUAAAUCCAAGCUUUGUAUACGAUGAAAUAAAACAUUGCCCUGACGCGUUCAGCGCUGUUUUGUGCAUCAUGAGAGAGCGAUGAUAUAGUUCCUCGAUUUGAAUUAUUAAUACAAAUUUUAUGUAACAUCUUGAAUGACUUUAGUGUGUCACUCAGUAAAGAUUUUCACCUAGAGAAUCUUGAGAACAUUUGAUUACAAAAUGCACGUAUAUUGUAUCUAAAUAUUGUCUGAGAAUUAUCUCCAAUAAACUAUAUUUCUUUUUUUUUAAUUUUAUUAGAUCGUGAUUUUUUGUGAAACUCCAGCUUUUAUCCUACCGUAAGAUAUAUAAAUAUACAAAAUUUGUACGUGUAGUCAUAAGAGGUACUGUAUUAUGUUCUGCAUGAUGUAACAUCUAACACUUGUAACAUCGUUGGCGAAAAAAGAUUAAUUACGCUCCUCUCUUAUACUGUAUCUAUAUUCAAGAUAUUUGAAACGCAAACUUGUCAUUUAACGUUGUACUAAACUGUGCAAAACUUUACACUGAGAUUGUGUGAAAGUAUAUAAUGUUUCUCAUUAGAACAUUCCGACAUAUAUGUCCUAAGUUAAUUCCUUUAUUAAUUCGAAAUAUAUAUAUAUAAUUCAA